This is a messenger RNA of Gopherus evgoodei (Goodes thornscrub tortoise), 2255 nucleotides long. RefSeq names its product free fatty acid receptor 2-like. The coding region runs from base 86 to 1081 and encodes 331 amino acids. Lineage: Eukaryota; Metazoa; Chordata; Testudines; Testudinidae. Gene Ontology annotation, cellular component: plasma membrane. Gene Ontology annotation, biological process: G protein-coupled receptor signaling pathway; cellular response to fatty acid. The transcript is spliced from 2 exons. The record is from RefSeq and is a predicted model, not a curated record. Gene Ontology annotation, molecular function: G protein-coupled receptor activity.
GGGUGGCUCCCAGCGUGGACACCUGGAUUCCAGCCCUUCUGCAGGCUCUCAGCGCACUGACUGCUGGAAAGGAGAAGCCAAGACGAUGAGCGCGACCAUUUGCACCCCGGUGGUUCUCACCGUCUACAUCUUCACCUUCCUGAUCGGCCUCCUGUCCAACCUCCUGGCCUUCUACACCUUCCUGGUGAAGGUCUGCCAGAAAACCACCCCCGUCGACAUCCUUCUCCUCAACCUCACCAUAUCCGAUAUCUCCCUCCUCAUCUUCCUGCCCUUCAGGAUGGUGGAGGCUGCCUCAGGCAUGGAGUGGUCCUUGCCUGCUUUCCUCUGCCCACUCACCAACUACUUCUACUACAGUAGCAUCUACAUCAGCUCCCUCUUCCUCAUGGCCGUCAGCAUUGAGCGCUACUUGGGCGUGGCCUUUCCUAUCAAGUACAAGCUCUGGCGCCGGCCAGCCUAUGCCACAGCUGCCUCCGUGGUCUUCUGGGUGGUGGGCUGUACCCACUGCAGCAUCGUCUACAUUGUCCAAUACCAAGACCCGAGCCAGAACAGGACAGCACCCUUCAACAAUGCGUCCCACUGCUACGAAGAUUUCUCCCCUACACAGCUCCAGAUCCUGCUCCCUGUCCGGCUCGAGAUCUUCCUGGUCCUCUUCUGCCUCCCCUUCACCGUCACCAUCUUCUGCUACGUCAACUUCGUCCGCAUCCUGAUGGCCCUGCCCAACAUCCCGGCCCGGAGGAAGCAGCGGGCCGUGGGCCUGGCUGUGGCCACCUUGUUCAACUUCAUAGUCUGCUUCGCCCCCUACAACCUGUCCCAUGUGGUGGGCUUUGUCCAGAACAAGAGCCCCUCCUGGAGGGUGUACGCUCUUCUCCUCAGCACCCUCAACGCGGCCUUGGACCCCGCCAUCUUCUACUUCUCCUCCACUGCUGUCCAACGGGCCUUCACCAAGUGCCUGGCCGGCCUGUGGCACAAACUCAGCCCCUUCAUGGCCCGGUGCCAUCUCCCCUACUUGACUUGCAGCGGGGAAGGGGGCAGAGAGGGGGAGGCAGACAGUGGGGACGAGGCUGAGGGGUCAAUGACUUGACUCCCAGGGUGACACCAACUCUCUGUUUCUUCCGCAGAGCCUUCCUUGUCCUAUGUGUCACAGGAGAAAGAGAUCCUGCACUUCAGACAGGGACGGCAUCUUCUGUCCUUCCCUGCACCUCCUGAGAGUAGACAGCAGCGUGUGGCAGGGCUUGGAGCUGGUGCCCAACUUCCACAAGGCUUUGGCCUACUUGAGCUUCUAUGUGGUUGGCCAAACUUGGCUCCAAAGGGCUUUGGUUGACCUGAAGUCGGGGUCGCCAUGGUGUCAAGGGCCUUCUUAUGCCGCUGCCGGGCCACAACUAAGCAGUUGACCAAGCUGUCACUGGACUUUGGCUUACUUCAGCUUUGGAGCGAGUGUCCCAACUUCCUCAAGGAUCCGGCCUCUCUCUGUGUCAGGGUCAUCAUGGCGUCAAAGGCCUUCCUUGGUCGCUGCUGGCUCACAAGCGAAACAUAGACCGAUUUCAGCUGGAGGGUCCCCUCAGCGCCCUCCACUCACUCCUGGUCUUUCCUUCUCCAUGGUUGGACUAAUGGGCAAACAAUUUACUAUGGGUUGUAACUGCAAGGGGGGAACCAAGUGGGGGUUGCUUGAGGGAGGGCAAACAAGCUGGGCUGAGCUUGUCCCAUUUCGGGGAACCAUUUAGUGGCAGAUGAACAAGGACCAGGCUCCGUGAGGGGCCUGUGGGCCCCGAGUUUGCCCUUGUUGUGCUAUGGAGAGCUCCUCAUUCUUGGCCACUAGCAUUAGUGCAUGUUGGCCUCUGUGGAAAUGUUGUUACUGCCUCAGUGGGACUGGAAUGCAAGAGGCUGCAGCCCAGCUCGCUAUUGCUUGAGCGAAAGGAGAAAUGCCGUGUGUUGGCAGCAGGGUGGAUGGGAAGGAUUUGGACUCUGGACCUUCACUAUCAAUGCAGGGCGCUCUAUGCAAACAGUCGUGGGAAGGCUUUUACUGAGCAGGAUUAGAAAGCAGGACUUCCAGCACCACAGUGAAUGGCUCACGUGAUCUAAAGGCAGAGUACCUUUUGCAGCAGUAAUAGAGCUGUUAUCCUCCAAGUAUGCUGUUGGUGGGGGAUGGGCGAUUAGCAGGCACCCGUACAAUGGACACUGGUCCCUGUGGGUCUGUUCCAGGUCCGGACAUAGAGCUGAGAUCUCCCUCACGCAAGGUCCUGCAUCUCCUCCCUUCG